AAAAACAGGACACCAGCGGCCAUCGGACCAAUGUUUACCGAGCAGGCAUAGCGUGGUGGUGAGGAAAGUGACAGUCACACUGGAGGCUUGGUGUAUGGUGAAACACAGGUGAUUUCAGCUUCCACGGUUGCAUUGUACAGCGGAAUGUUCACUCGAAGGGGGCAUGGAGACGUCAAGAAAUCUACACAGAAAGUUCUGGACCCAAAGAAGGAUGUACUGACCCGGCUCAAACACCUCCGGUCACUGUUAGAUUUCAUCGACAAGAGUGAAUUGAAGGCGUUCUUUGAGAGCAAUUGUUCUCAGAUUUAUUUUAUCUUCUAUGAAAAUUUCAUUACACUGGAAAGCAACUUAAAACAAAAAGGGAACAAAUCUCAAAGGGAGGAGCUGGACUCUAUCCUCUUUAUUUUUGAAAAAAUUCUACAACAUCUCCCUGAGAAAAUCUACAACCGAUGGCAGUUUCACAGUAUAGGUUCUAUUCUGAAAAAGCUUCUACACACUGGAAAUUCUUUCAAGAUCCGCUGUGAGGGGAUCCGUCUCUUCCUGCUGUGGCUGCAGGCCCUGAGGGACAAUUGUGCUGAGGAGCAGUUCCUUAUCUUUGCCUGUCUGGUGCCAGGAUUCCCUGCUGUGCCCUCCACUAGAGGGCCCUGCACCCUCGACACCAUCAUUUACAACCCCUUCUCCAACCCCCCUGAUGCCAAGGUGGUGCCUGAAGAGAUUACCCCACUGGUCCCAGCUGUGGUAGGAGAAAAGGUAGCAGAUGACCAGACAUGCUACAUCCUCGAAACCCUGCUCAAGUACAUGGUCAUCCAGGCAUCCAGUUUAGAAUGGAAGAACAAAGAGAACCAGGAUACAGGCUUCAGGUUUCUCUUCAGUCUUUUCAAGAAGUACUACCUUCCACAUCUAUUCCCCUCCUUCACCAAGCUUACAAAUCUCUACAAGCCUUUAUUAGACCUACCCCACCACAGACCAAAACCCCUGUAUGUGCCAGUGACACGGAACAAUGAGAGCACCUUCUGCACCAGGGACCAGUACCUGGCACCCCGUGUGGCCUUCAUCACCUGGCUGGUCACCUUCUUCCUGGAGAAGAAGUAUGUCAGCAGUGCUGCCGUGGCGCAGAGCGCCAAGAACGGCACUGAGGUCAUUCCCAAACUCAUCCAGACUGUCACUGCAGGCAGUAGCAGCCAGGAGAAGGAGAAGGAGAAGGAGAAGGAUAAGACAUCAGAUGGUGAUACGAACGGGCCAGGAGGGGAGCCUGAGAAGAGCCACUCCAACAGCAGCACACUGUCAGAUCGACGGCCCAGUGAUUCCAGUUUGUGUAGCAUUGAGGAGGAGCACCGCUAUGUUUAUGACAUGGUGCACGCCAUCCUGCUGUCCACCAGGGACAAUGUGAAUUUUGUCAACGAGGUCUUCCACCAGGCCUUCCUGCUGCCAUCCUGCGAGGCAUCGGCAACCAGAAAGGUGAUCAAAGUGUACAGGAAGUGGAUUCUGCAGGAGAAGCCUGGCUUCAUGACAGAGCCAGACACAGCUACCCAGGGAGAUGAAGUGGAUGACUCUGAGCAGACACUCACCACAGAGACUAACAGCAUGCACGCACAGACGUCACAGAGUCAUGGCCACAGACGGACGUCCAGCUGGGGGAGGACUUACUCAUUCAGCAGUGCCAUCAAUCGGGGCUUUCUCACUGAAGAGCAGAACAGGGAUGUAAAGGCUGGUAUCCAGUCCACACUACAGGUGUUCCUGACUAACUCCUCCAAUGUGUUCCUGUUGGAGCCGUGCCAGGAUGUACCUAAACUCCUAGAUAACCAGGUUGAGGUGUGCAAGGGUGUUCUCAGCAUUUACAGGCACAUGAUCAUGGAGCACACGAUGAAUACGCAGACAUGGGAGCAGAUGCUGCAGGUACUGCUGAGGAUCACGGAGGCAGUGAUGAAGAGACCACAGGAAAACCAAAGAAAAGACAGCUUUGCUGAAAGUUUAGCAUCUAUACUUUUUAGGACCAUCAUCGUGGCAUGGGUGCGAGCCAACCUGUGUGUAUUUAUCUCCCGGGAGCUAUGGGACGAGCUGCUGGCAGUGCUGUCCUCUCUUACCUGCUGGGAGGAGCUGGUGACAGAGUGGGCCAGCAUCAUGGACUCGCUAACGGCUGUGCUGGCACGCUCUGUCUAUGGCCUGGACAUGUCCAACCUGCCUCUGGACAAACUCAGCGAACAGAAGGAGAAGAAGCAGAGAGGACGUGGAGUGAUCCAGGACUCCCAGAAGGCGGCAGCAGUGGCACGUUCCUUCUCACUGAGCUGGAGGAACCAAGGGGAGCAGGGUGGGCCAGGGGUUCAGGAGCCCAUGAGGAUACGCUCUGCCACUACAUCAGGAGCUCCUGGUGUAGAGAAAGCCCGUAACAACGUCCGACAGAAGGCUUCCGCUAAGCGAAGCCAGUCCAUCAGCAACUGUGUUCAUCUAUACGAGGCUUUGCCCACUACUAAAAGCGUUCCUAUGCUGCUCCACACUGUGAGCUCUUUCUUGCCUGGUAUCUCUUCUGGUAACUCUGCUUGCUCUCACAGACUCUCAGACGUGGAGGAGUGUCAGCUGUCAGAAUGUGGGGGGGAGGAGGAGCUGGGAGGAGGGGAGAGCCCUCUGCCACGUAGCAGCAGCACCUCAGACAUCACCCAACAGCUGUCUGAAACUUUACCAGCCCAGAAGAGAGAGUACUCCCCUACCUCCUGUGGCUCUGAUAGCAGGACAUCUGAGGGGAGGAGAGGGAGCAGUGAGCCACCAGUGAUCCUCAUCCGGCGGAGCAGCAGUCCAUCUGAGACAGAGUGCAACACUGAGGGACAUACGAACUACACAAGACCCAAGCUCAGAGAGAAAAGUGAAAGUAUAAGCAGUGAGACGUCCAAUGGCUGCCUCAAUGAAGCUGAGGUUACCUGGCAGGCCUUUGAUGAGGAGGCUGACACUCAGUCCACACAGUCAGCCCACAUGGAUGUGACAGCUGACCCCCAGAGCCAGGGGAGUCUUCUGCUCAGUCACAAUGAGGCUCUAGCAGGUCCUGCGUGUGCCCACCCUCCCCACUCUGCACCCCCGUCCCACCACCACAACCACUACCACUAUCCCCAGAACCCGCCCGCCUCUCCAGCCCUGCUGGUGCACACAGAGUGCCCACGGGACUGCCCCCUGGAUGACACCAUGCAUCAGUCUGUCUUACACAUGCCUCACCACUUGGACAGUAGUGAGUGUCUGGCUGAUGAUGUCAGCAUCAUUGCGGGUGGGACCUUGACUGGUUGGCAUGCUGAUUCAGCCUUCGUCUUGUGGAGGAGGAUUUUGGGUAUCCUUGGAGAUGUCAACAACAUCCGUUGCCCCAAAAUCCACGCCAAGGUCUUCUCCUAUCUCUAUGAGCUCUGGCACAAGCUCUGCAAGAUCCGGGACAAUCUUGGGAUCAGUGUUGACAACCAGUCCUCUCCUCCCCAGCCUGCCUUCAUCCCUCCAAUUCGAAUGCUGGCCUCCUGGCUCUUUCGGGCCACCAUGCUGUCCGCUGAGUACAAGGCUGGCAAGCUGCAGGCCUACAAGCUGAUCUGUGAGAUGAUGACCAGGCACCAGGAUGUGCUCCCCAACCGUGAAUUUAUGGUGCACCUCUACCACAUCAUGCAUAAGGGCAUUAGCAGUGAUGACCAGGAUGUUUUGAACACCAUCAUCCGUUCCUGCUCCCCACGCUUCUUCUUCCUCGGCCUGCCGGGCUUCACCAUGCUCAUUGGAGAUUUCAUCACUGCUGCUUCCUGCGUUCUCAGCUCGGCCUCCUUAGAGGCUCCAAGGAUGGAGGCUCAGACUAUGCUGGGCUCCCUUGUGUGUUUGCCCAACCUUUACGUCCAGAUUCCCAUACUGCAGCGAGUCUCUGGCUCUGAUGACAUCAUUGUAAGCAAUGAGGAUAUCAAAGAUUAUCUGGUCAACAUCCUGUUAGAGACGGCAACAAAGGAACACUGUGAAGGGGCCAGGUGCAUCGCUGUAUGCAGUCUUGGUCUGUGGGUGUGUGAGGAGCUGAUGCAAAAGAACAUCCACCCCCAGGUCAAAGAUGCUAUCAAUGUUCUGGGUGUAACACUAAAGUUUGGGAACAAAGCAGUGGCUCAAGCAGCCUGUGAUGUAUUUCAGCUGCUCAUCUCCCAUUGGGAACAUCUCCAGAGAUUGGAGCCCACUCUGCCUAAGAAAAUCAUUGAGAUCUUUGUGGCCACAAUAGCCUUUUUGUUGCCGAGCGCAGAGCACUCAACAGUGGAAGCAGACAAAAAGUUGAUGGUGUCACUGCUGCUCUGCUUGUUGGACUGGUGCAUGGCUGUUCCCCUGAGUUUGCUGCUGGAACCCAUCACCAUGCCUUUGCUGGAGGGCUGCACAUCCCACAGGGCCCCGCUGCUGGACUACAUCUACAGGGUGCUGCACUGCUGUGUGUCUGGCUCCACCCUGCACACCCAGCAGAGCCACUACCUUCUCAGUCUGUCAGACUUGUCCUCUGACUAUGACCUCAUGUUGGGUCAGGUUAAGAGCUUUGAGCCACCACCCUCACAGACGACCACCACUGACUUCGGCAACUUGCUCACUGUAGCUGAGGAAAAGAGACGUCGGAACAUGGAGCUGAUUCCCCUGACAGCACGCAUGGUCAUGACGCACCUGGUGAACCAUCUGGGCCACCAUCCACUGAGCGGUGGCCCUGCCCUUCUCCACAGCCUAGUGAGCGAAAACCACGAUAACCCGUACGUGGAAUCAUCAGAGCUGUCCUCCGAGGUCUUCAAAAGCCCCAACCUGCAGCUGUUUGUCUUUAAUGACAGCACGCUGGUGUCCUACCUGCAGAUCCCAGCUGAGACCCCCACUGUCGGACAGCCCCCUCAGCCUUCCUCCCAAGUGCGUGUCAUUGUCCGCGACAUCUCGGGCAAAUAUUCAUGGGAUGGCGCAAUCCUCUACUGCACCACCCAGGAAGACUCUGUUAAUGCGGGAGUUUGUAAUGCAGUUGAUCGCCCUCUUUCUGCUACCACUACUGUCACUCACAGCAGAAACCAGGCCAACUCUCCAACAAAGGGACCGUACAAAAAUCAUUGUUCAGUCUUGGACUCCCUCUCUGACUGCUGCGAGGAGGAAGAGGUAGAUAUUCUGGAUAAGCUUUUGGAAGACCUGGGUCAUUGCAGCCCAGAAUGCCUGCCCCAGCCACAACUUAGACUCAACCAGCCAGCCCCCUCACCCCACGGCAUGAACCUCGAGCAAGAGAGCGCCAUCCUGGAGGCCAUUCAGCGUCAGACUGAGCAGGAGGAGGAGCAAGUAAGGAGAUGGGAUGCUGAUGUAAGCUUUCGGGCCGCCUGCCAGAGGGAACCCUCCCACAAGGAACCAAAAGCUCCUUUCUACUUCUGCCGGCUACUGCUUAAUGACCUUGGCAUGAACUCUUGGGACCGCAGGAAAAGUUUCCAUUUGUUGAAGAAAAACUCAAAACUCUUAAGGGAACUGAAGAACUUGGAUUCCAGGCAGUGUCGAGAGACACACAAGAUUGCUGUGUUCUACAUUGGAGAGGGCCAAGAGGACAAGUGCUCCAUUUUGUCUAAUAAUGCAGGCAGCCAGGCCUAUGAAGACUUUGUGUCUGGACUGGGAUGGGAGGUGGACCUGGCCACACAUUGCGGCUUCAUGGGUGGCCUCCAGAGAAAUGGCAGCACGGGUCUAACAGCUCCUUACUAUGCUACCUCCACCGUGGAAGCCAUCUUCCACGUCUCCACUCGUAUGCCAUCUGAUUCUGAUGACAGUCUCACCAAAAAGCUGCGUCACCUGGGAAAUGACGAGGUGCACAUAGUGUGGUCAGAGCACACAAGGGACUACCGACGUGGCAUCAUCCCAACUGACUUUGGAGACGUGCUAAUCAUCAUCUACCCAAUGAAGAACCACAUGUAUUUCAUCCAGAUCAUGAAGAAACCCCAGGUUCCUUUCUUUGGGCCUCUGUUUAACGGCGCCAUCAUCACUGGGGCACUGCUGCCAAGCUUGGUGCGGGCCACCUGUAUCAAUGCCAGCAGAGCUGUCAAGUCACGGCUGACUCUCUACCAGAGCUUCUAUGAGGAGCGGGCACUCUACCUGGAGGCCAUUGUUCAGAACCACAGAGAGGUCAUGACCUUUGAGGACUUUGCCUCGCAGGUCUUCUCCCCCUCUCCUGGUUAUCCGAUGAGUGGGACAGGCUCCUUCACCAGCAGCGCAAGCACCGACGCCGGAAACACCACAGGAGCAACAACGGACUCUGUUGACCAGGUUUCUCCCACAAUGCCCCGUGCCACAAAGAAUAGAGUUUCCGGAAAACUCCGCCGAUCAGCCAGUGCUAUAAGCAAAUCCUCCAACUGAGCUCUGCAACCCCGUCCCACUUCUGUCCCCCCCCCCACGAGUGCCGCCUUUAAUCUUUUCUCGAAGAACCUCACACACCCAGCCGCGACUGCAAGAUAAUUUCUUUAUUGUUUGUUGGUGUGUAUUGUUUUUCUUUGUUUUUUAUUUUGUUUCUACAAACAUGUCACUGGAGCAUAUUGCAAUUUUUAAUUUAAGUGGCGAUCGUUGAUUUCGUUGAUUUCGUUGAUACAUUUCCAUUUGUCAUGCUGCUUAACUGCUUAAUCGAGUCGGAUAUGUGACUAAGCUAUUUAUGGUCGUCCUGGUGGUUUCAGCUUAACAAUCAGUAACAUAGGAAGACUUGACUGAAAAGUCUUAAAGCAGCCUGUCAUAAAAAUGUCAUUUUCAUUCUCACUGUUUCUAUAUCUCAUCUAUCUCAACACUUAAUGUGGCGAAGCACUGAAUGACACAGCUGUAAAUGCUACAACUGCACAAACGAUUGGUAUCCAUUUCUACAUGUCUGCCUUUUUACCUCCUGCUGCAACUGUGUCAAAAAUACCACUUCAGUUUGGACCCUGUUGGUGGACCAUCUCCCUGUUUUUAAGAAGGAGCAAAGACUGAUGCACGGGGAACACCUCCCCACAGUGACCUGGACUCACUUCACCUCUUCACUGACUCCCUGUUGUAGGUGCAGUCAGAGGCUUUUUAUUGGACAAUCAAUGACGUGUUUCUAACUUGAGCUGAAUAUAGAUUUGUUUCCUUUUUUUUUAAUCACUCUAAUUUUCAUUUUUAAAUGAAUUCAAAUGGAUUGUGUCACAGUUUGAUUUAUGCAACUCUGCUGGAAUGAGAAAAGACUGCGUUGGUAAUUGUUUUCUGACGUUGUUAACAUGGGCUCAUGUCCGGUAAUUGAAUAAGUUCCUCCUGUCUCUUUCCUCUGCUAUCAGUUUCCCCUGUCCCACAAAGCUGAGGCAUCGACAUUCCUACGUUCCUGACCAACAUUUUGUUGUUUUCUUCGCAAUCACUGUCAUUGAUUAACUUGCAUUGAAUGUGUAUUUUCUGUUCUUGGUUGUAAAUUGCUUUAAGUUUUAUUUGCUAGAUGUAUAUAGAAAGGAGUAUUUGAUGAAUAAUUUUGCUGUUGUGUUGUGUUAUGUAUUCAUGUGCUGUUUAGAGGUAAAAUACCGCCAGAGCCUCAGGUGAAUCUUAUGAAUCUUAACUCCAUGCACUGUGUGUGUGUGUGUGUGUGUGUGUGUGUGUGUGUGUGUGUGUGUGUGUGUGUGUGUGUGUGUGUGUGUGUGUGUGUGUGUGUGUGUGUGUGUGUGUGUGUGUGUGGGCGCGUCUGUGUGUGUGUGUGUGUGUGUGUGCGCGUCUGUAUGUAUGUGUGAGUUUCUGAGGGAGCUUAUCACAGUGCCUGUGUAUUGUCUGUCCCCUGAGAUGCUGUCCCACAUCCACCCCGACUCCCCAUAAUCCAAUUUUAGUUUCUCUUUUUCAUUGUCUUGAGACAAACCAUGGAAACCCUGCAUCACAUGUCCUCGUUAGUGGUCUCGAGCAAGUGUUUUCCUCCCCUCGCCUCUGAAGGACUGUCACUGUGCUUCCCACAAUAAAAACAACAACAACAACAGAUGGAUUUUGGAAUCGCAGGGUUUUCUGUUUGGUCUUUAUUAUAGGUGGUGUGCUGCUCCGUCUGUGAAUCUGUGAAUGGAUACCGAGUGGCACCUCCUUUUUCCCAUGAUCCCGCUCUCCAUGUCGCCUCCUGGCUGAGGCCACACGAGGAGAUGGGUUUUGGUGGCAUGCCAGAGCUGAACUCUAACAGUCCUCCUAGCAACAGCCAGGCGGGCCAACCUGCCCUGCUCUGGUUGUCAUGGUAGCCAGGUGUCACCCCCCACCCCAACACACACAUACACACAUAUUCCACACUCACACCCUCUGAGGGCUCCACCCAAGCUGCAACACUAUCCCCAUCUGUUGCAUUACUACUAUGCCUUACUUUCUCCCCAUGCUGUCCUGUCAUUCUCACAUCUCGCCUCCUCCCUUUCUGUUUGUUCAUUCCCCGGAGCAGAAAAUGGGGAAUCCAAACAGUGGGGUCCAUUUUUGUGCGUUUCUUUUGAAGAAUGUAUAGCUAUAUAGGCCCGGAUCAACAUCUAUGGUUUUUUAUCCCCUCCCCUCCCCAAAGCCACUUGAAGGAACCACCCAGGAUGCUGAUCUAAAGAUUGUAGGUUAUAGAUGAUGUCUGUUUAAGGGGUCUGUGCUCCCCCUUUGGUGGCUUAGUUUGCUGGAGAUGUUAGUGUGGACCAAGAUAAGGAUUUUGUGUCUUAUAUACGUGAAGAAAAUGAGCUAGUGUUAGUCCUAGUAUGUUUUUUUGUUUGUUUGUUUUUGUUUUUUGUUUUUUUUGCUUUUCUUCUCGUUUUAGAAAAAUCCUUGUACAUUGUGUCAAAUUUGAGGGCUUGGUCGCCCUCUGAUUAUAAAUAUAUUAAUGCCUGUAAUAUAAUCUUUGUAUAAGAGAAAGAGGGAAAAAAAAAAGCUUGAAGAUUUCAUCAUUACUUGUCAACAUAUCAAACUGUUUUUAACGACCGAAGUCCUGCUACCUUUAUUAGAAAUGUGAAAAUUGAGACAUUUCAUUAAAUCAAUUUGAAAUUCUGUG
This is a messenger RNA of Acanthopagrus latus (yellowfin seabream), 8950 nucleotides long. RefSeq names its product Ral GTPase activating protein catalytic subunit alpha 2 (gene ralgapa2). The record is from RefSeq and is a predicted model, not a curated record. Bases 145 to 6336 code for a protein of 2063 amino acids. NCBI's taxonomy places the organism in Eukaryota, Metazoa, Chordata, Actinopteri, Spariformes, Sparidae. Gene Ontology annotation, cellular component: nucleus; cytoplasm. The transcript is spliced from 41 exons. Gene Ontology annotation, biological process: positive regulation of GTPase activity; regulation of small GTPase mediated signal transduction. Gene Ontology annotation, molecular function: GTPase activator activity.